Molecule: messenger RNA, 1419 nt
Organism: Cyphellophora attinorum
Lineage: Eukaryota; Fungi; Ascomycota; Eurotiomycetes; Chaetothyriales; Cyphellophoraceae
Product: putative zinc-type alcohol dehydrogenase-like protein YbdR
Exons: 4
Coding region: 1-1419 (472 amino acids)
Molecular function (GO): zinc ion binding; oxidoreductase activity
Source: RefSeq, a predicted model, not a curated record
AUGGCUACACGAUCAAAAAGUCCUUUGCCGCCAACCAGUGGUGGCCAGAAUGGCAUCUCGAAGCCUAAGACAAUGAAAGCUACCUUCUGGAAUGGCAGGCCUGGUCGCAUGGAACUUCGGACUGUCUCAGUUCCUAAGUUGCAACAAGAGACCGAUUGCAUCGUUCGCUUGACUACAGCGGCAAUCUGUGGCACCGAUCUACACAUCCUCCAUGGCGUCUUUGGAAGCGCUAAGCUACCGCAGGCCGUUGGGCAUGAGGGCGUGGGCAUCGUCACCGAGAUCGGUGACGGUGUAGAGACGGUCAAAGUCGGCGAUCGUGUCAUCAUACAGGACUUCGCGGACGACGGACACGCCAGCCCGAAUGCGCUGGACUUCCAGCAGGCCUACUUCGGGCUCGGAGAACAAUUGGGCGAUUUGCCAGGACUUCAAGACGACACUCUGAUCAUACUGCCCCCGGGCUCCAAUGCUCUCACCGAUCUCGACUUUGUGCUUCUGUCCGAUAUCUUUUCCACCGCAUGGGGAAGCCUAUCACUCUCCGGCUUCAAACCCGGCGACAUUGUUGCAAUCUUUGGCGCCGGGCCUGUCGGGCUCCUCGUCGCCUACUCGGCCUUCCUUCGCGGCGCCGCCAAGAUUUACAUCGUUGACCACGUCCAAGCCCGUCUCGACAAGGCCCAGACUAUCGGCAGCAACGUGUUCCCCAUCGACCUCACCUUCACAAAUCCGAAGAAGGGCAUCCGCGGCCCCGCCGACCAAAUCAAACAGCACGAACCCUUGGGCGUCAACCGCGUAAUUGACGCCAUUGGCUUUGAGUGCGUCGACACGAACCUCAGACCGGACUCGAAUUUCGUCCUGCGCGAAGCGCUCUCCGUUGCGGGAUUCUUUGGCGGGAUCUACCUGACUGGCGUCUAUUUGUCGACACCCGCAGAUAAGGCACAGCCGAGCGCGAACAAGAUUGGGGAUACACUGAAGCUUGACAUGUUUACGUUUUGGGGCAAAAACUUGACGUUGAGUGGUGGAGGGAUCGUUCCUAGCGAAUGGAUUCCGGAGAUUCUGCCAUUGAUCUUGAGUGGAAGGGCGAAGCCGAGUUUCGUAUUUUCGGCCGAGAUUGGCAUUGAGGACGUCCAAGAAGGCUACGAGCGCUUCGAUCAGCAUCUGGAGACAAAGAUCGCGAUCAGAUUCCCUUGGGAACUCGAGGAGAAGGAAAAGGGAGCGAAGGGCAAAUUGACGAAGCAAUCAAAUGGGAGCAGCAGAAAGAGGAAGGCUGCAGCAUCUGAGGAGAGCUCGGAGGAAGAAGUGCAUGUUGUGCCUAGAAAAGGCCACGCUCUUGGACAGCGAGGAGGUGGAAAGCGCAGACGGAUGCAUGGGAGGUUGCCGCACAGCCACUUGAUGUUGACCGGCGCCUUUGGGGCGUUUGCGUAG